GUAUACGUUCGCAAUGAACUGCAUGCAUCGUUCACGGUUUUUGAUAAAGUCUUUGUUAAGCAGAGCAAGAACCAUUGCACGUCUUGGAUCCACUACUCUCUCUCAGCCGCAACCACCGUCUCUCUCCUCCACCGUCAUGAGUAGACUUGAAACUCACAACACAAGGCUCUGCAUCGUCGGUAGUGGUCCGGCGGCUCACACGGCGGCUAUUUACGCAGCUAGAGCUGAACUUAAGCCUCUUCUCUUCGAAGGAUGGAUGGCUAACGACAUAGCUCCCGGUGGUCAACUAACAACCACCACCGACGUCGAGAACUUCCCUGGCUUUCCAGAAGGUAUACUCGGAGCAGAGCUCACGGACAAGUUCCGGAAGCAGUCGGAGAGGUUUGGUACGACUAUCUUCACGGAGACAGUGACCAAAGUCGACUUCACGUCGAAGCCGUUUAAGCUGUUCACAGAGUCCAGAGCCGUUCUGGCCGACGCUGUGAUUCUUGCUACUGGAGCUGUGGCUAAGCGGCUUAGCUUCCCUGGCUCUGGUGAAGGCUCAGGAGGUUUCUGGAACCGUGGAAUCUCGGCUUGUGCUGUCUGCGACGGAGCUGCUCCUAUAUUCCGUGAUAAACCUCUUGCGGUUAUCGGGGGAGGCGACUCGGCGAUGGAAGAGGCUAACUUCCUCACCAAGUAUGGAUCCAAGGUGUAUAUAAUCCAUAGGAGAGACGCUUUUAGAGCCUCUAAGAUUAUGCAGCAGAGAGCUCUGGCUAAUCCUAAGAUCGACGUGAUUUGGAACUCGACGGUUGUGGAGGCUUAUGGGGAAUGGGAGGGAGGCGUUCUUGGAGGUUUGAAGGUGAAGAAUGUGGUUACUGGAGAGGUUUUGGAUUUGAAGGUUUCUGGAUUGUUCUUUGCUAUUGGUCAUGAGCCAGCAACGAAGUUUCUUGAUGGUGCGGUGAAGCUUGAUUCAGAUGGUUAUGUGGUGACGAAGCCUGGUUCUACACAGACUAGUGUUGCCGGAGUUUUUGCCGCCGGGGAUGUCCAGGACAAGAAGUACAAGCAGGCGGUAACAGCUGCGGGAACUGGAUGCAUGGCAGCUUUGGAUGCGGAGCAUUACUUACAGGAGAUUGGAUCUCGAUCAGCAAGGCAAGAGUGACUGAAAAAUACUCACAUCAAGCCUUGGUCAUAGAGCUAACUAUUGAUCCAUCAUUCUGCUAGACAUGGACAAGAACGAGAUUUGAUCUUUAGCAUAAUAGUUCACAGACAUUGAUUUGCGUACUUCUUAAUACUGCAGUUUGAGUUGAGUACGGAUAUUCUUCAAAGCUGUAGCUCCAAUGGUAAACUAGCUACGAAUAAAUUCCUUAAGAUAUGAUUCGCAGAUGAUGACUUUACAUUCAAAAAUUCAGUAAAUGAUUUGUCCAAACUAAUUAAAAUAUUAUUGUUCGUCUUAUAAUAAAUACAAAGAUGUGUUUCUAGA
Brassica napus (rape) is the source of this 1459-nucleotide messenger RNA. RefSeq names its product thioredoxin reductase 1, mitochondrial. Gene Ontology annotation, molecular function: thioredoxin-disulfide reductase (NADPH) activity. The transcript has 3 exons. Gene Ontology annotation, cellular component: cytoplasm. The record is from RefSeq and is a predicted model, not a curated record. NCBI's taxonomy places the organism in Eukaryota, Viridiplantae, Streptophyta, Magnoliopsida, Brassicales, Brassicaceae. Gene Ontology annotation, biological process: removal of superoxide radicals. Bases 14 to 1138 code for a protein of 374 amino acids.